This is a messenger RNA of Helianthus annuus (common sunflower), 1619 nucleotides long. RefSeq names its product kelch repeat-containing protein At3g27220. The record is from RefSeq and is a predicted model, not a curated record. Gene Ontology annotation, molecular function: protein binding. Lineage: Eukaryota; Viridiplantae; Streptophyta; Magnoliopsida; Asterales; Asteraceae. The transcript is spliced from 6 exons. The coding region runs from base 109 to 1362 and encodes 417 amino acids.
AUAGAUAAAAGGAGGUGUCUGUCUGUCAUCACCGACCGACUGUGCAUCCAAAACCCUUGGCUUGGCUUGGCUGGGCGGUGUUGAGAUCUGCUAGUGAUUGAGAUUGGGAUGGGGAGGGGAAAGCAUAGGAAAUCGACCAAGUUGGUAUUCGUAUGCGUUGGGCUUCUUGGAGCAGCCCUAAUCGCAGAUCUGCUCUGGGCUUCAACAUUCCCCUACAAAUCAUCAUCAUCAUCCACCCUCGCAUUCAAUUCCAAUUACCCCCACCCUUCUUCCAAUUCCUCUGCCAAGGAGGAGGUUACUGAUAAAAAAGAUGGUGUUCAUGGGAGAAUCCUCUCUAAAACUUUUGCUGAUUUGCCUGGCCCACAACUCAAAUGGGACAGGAUGUCAGAAUCACCAGUGCCCCGUCUUGAUGGAGCAGCAAUCCAGAUCAAGGAUCAGCUAUUUGUUUUUGCCGGAUAUGGAACUAUUGAUCUGGUGCAUUCUCACGUUGAUGUAUAUAACUUUACCAGCAACACAUGGUCCGCAAGAUUUGAUAUGCCAAAAGAAAUGGCACACUCACAUCUGGGAAUGGUAACAGAUGGAAGAUAUAUCUAUAUAGUCACUGGACAAUAUGGUCCGCAGUGUAGAGGACCAACAGCACAUACUUUUGUGCUUGACACUAAGACCAAGAAAUGGCAGGACAUGCCCCCUUUACCAGUCCCUAGGUAUGCCCCUGCAACUCAACUUUGGAGAGGUAGACUACAUGUGAUGGGUGGCAGCAAAGAGAACCGGUAUACACCAGGAGUAGAUCAUUGGAGCAUUGCUGUCAAGGAUGGUAGAGUUCUAGACAAGGAAUGGCGAACUGAAAUGCCCAUUCCUCGUGGCGGCCCCCACAGGGCUUGUGUUGUGGUGGAUGACAGGUUAUAUGUGAUUGGUGGUCAAGAAGGUGAUUUCAUGGCCAAACCAAAUUCCCCUAUAUUCAAAUGUUCUCGGAGGAACGAGGUUGUAUAUAGUGAUGUUUACAUGUUAGAUGAUGAGAUGAAGUGGAAGGUUUUACCGCCUAUGCCUAAGCCCGACUCUCAUAUAGAAUUUGCUUGGGCAGUUGUCAACAAUUCUAUUGUUAUUGCCGGUGGCACUACCGAGAAGCACCCUGAGACCAAGAAAAUGAUCCUCGUUGGAGAAAUCUUCCAGUUUCAUUUGGAUACAAUGAAAUGGGCAGUUGUUGGGAAGCUUCCUUAUCGUGUGAAAACCACAUUGGUAGGGUUCUGGGAUGGAUGGCUGUACUUCACCUCAGGACAACGUGAUAGAGGACCUGAUGAUCCUACUCCCAAAAAGGUCAUUGGAGAGAUGUGGAGAACGAAACUAAGCUUGCCUCUUUCUUAAUCUAUUAUUAUAUAUAUAUAUAUAUACACACACACUAUAUGAAUUUGAUUAUUUUAGAUCAGUGCAAAUACACAUUCUCAUGACACUAUUUUCUUGUUUAUCCUUCCUUGAGCGAUGGGAAAAAGUAGUGGAGGACAAUGUUGUAAUUGUUUUUGAGGAGGUAGGAGAUCCAGAUGCUUGUUUUUAUUUGUAAAGUGAAUUGGAUUUUAAAUUAUCUAAAUGUAUUCUAUGGUGAAUGUAUUUCAACUAGUUGUAUU